UGAAGAGUCUGCUCCUGCCCAAGCCCUUGAUUUUGACUUCUGAGCACCUAGAAUUUGUAGUGAGAGGUUGUGGGUACUUAGCACCUGUGAGAAUCAUUCAGGCCCUUAACCUGUAGCAGUGUCCCUCACAGUUGAUACAGAGCAUCAGCUGCUGUCUUUGGGAGACAAACUCCAGCUACCAUCUGUGCUGAGCUACUUGCUCCGUGCAUGGGCAGGUGCUGGGAACAGGCCACUCUCUUCGGGAGUGCUCAGAACUGCUUCUGCUCUGUUGGUACUGGUUCAAACAGCUGGGGGAAAGGCUCUGCGGCGGCUGUGGCUGGUGCUAAUGUAGUGCCAGCUUCCAUACUGAGAAACGGGAUCGGUGGGGUGGGCAGUGCAGCUAGCAGGAGCAGGGGGGGAGGUCUCAGUGCCAAUAGUUCCCCAAGGGGAAGCAGGGAGGCCACUAGCUGCACUAAGCAUGUGCUUUCCCUUGGCCCCUCUUCCUACAGCAGCAAGAGUGUGGACUUUGGCCCUCAGUACACACCACAGUGGGCUUUCUCCUUGCCUUUGCUGCCCGUUCCCGCUCGUGGGCUACUGCCUCGCCUGUAUUCUAACCAGGGAGCGGGCAGUCCGCCUGCCCGUUCCCGCUCGUGGGCUGCUGUCUUGCUGUACUCUAAGCAGGGCAUGGGCAGUCUGCCUGCCGGUUACUGCUCAUGGGCUACUGCCUCGCCUGUAUUCUAACCAGGGUGUGGGCAGUCCGCCGGCCGGUUACCGCUCGUGGGCUACUGCCUCGCCUGUACUCUAAGCAGGGCGUGGGCAGUCCGCCUGCCCGUUCCCGCUCGUGGGCUGCUAUCCCACCUGUAUUCUAACCAGGGCGUGGGCAGUCCGUCUGCCGGUUACCGCUCGUGGGCUACUGCCUCGCCUGUACUCUAACUAGGGAGCGGGCAGUCCGCCUGCCGGUUACCACUCGUGGGCUAGUGCCUCGCCUGUACUCUAAGCAGGGCGUGGGCAGUCCGCCUGCCCAUCCCGCUCGUGGGCUGCUGACUCGCCUGUACUCGAACCAGGGAGCGGGCAGUCCGCCUGCCCGUCCCGCGCGUGGGAGGGCAGCACCGUGGCUGGGGAGUAGCAGGCGCUGGGUCCCACCUGGGGGGAUGUUGGGCGGGCUGCACCCCCUUCCAGCCUGGCCGUUUUCUGUCUGUCGCUCUUGUACGUGUGGUGGAAAAUAAUAAACUUGUGGAGCCGUUUGGGUGUGGUGAGUGGCCCCGCGCGGGGCGGGCUGUGGCGGAGCCCCGGGCCCGCGGGCGGCGCUGCUCGUGUCCCGUGCGGGGCGGGGGCGGCUGCAGCAGCGACCAGUGUCGGACCGGCGCUGCCCCGGCCCCGGGGGUCCGGAGAGCCCGGGGCCGGGCUCGGGCUACGCGGCGCUUCGAGCGGAGCGGCAGCUGCCGCCUUCCUCGCUCCGCAGCCGGCUGGGCGGGGCCUGCAGCCUCCGGUCCGCGGCGGCGACGUUUGAAAAGUCCCCGGGCCCAUGGGGCUCUGCCUCGGCUCCCGGGGCGCCGCGCAGCAGCGCGCAGCCCGCGGCCGCAGCCGCCGCAUCGAGCGGGAGCUGUACGAGCAGGCGAAGCGGGAGCUGGGCGCGGUGCGGAUCCUGCUGCUGGGCAGUGCAGAAAGUGGCAAGAGUACACUGGUGAAGCAGAUGAAAAUCAUCCACAGCCAGGGGUUCAGCCCGGAGGAGCUAGCCGACUUUAAGCCUGCCGUGCUGGACAAUCUGCUCAGCUCCAUGAAGUUUGUUCUCCGCGGCAUGGGGACUCUGCACAUCGACCUGACAAACAGCAAGAAUCAGGUGCAUGCCCGCUCCGUGCUGUCCUGCAGCCACUGUUUGGAUGAGACCCAGAUGGUGCUUCCCUGGGUGUCAGAUGCUCUGUGCUGCCUCUGGGCUGAUGAUGGAGUGCAAGCAGCAACCAGGAGAGGCUACGAAUAUGGCCUCAAUGACUCUGCGCUCUAUUUCUUUGAGAACAUGGAGCGGCUCGUCCACCCCGAGUUCCAGCCCACGCCAAACGACGUGCUGCGUGUCCGACUGCGCACAAGUGGCAUCGUUGAGACCCACUUCAGGAUCAAGGACCUGGUGUUCCGGCUCUACGAUGUGGGUGGGCAGCGCUCUGAGCGCCGGAAGUGGCUCGGCUGCUUUGAGGACAUGCGAGCCGUGCUGUUUGUGGCGUCUCUCAGUGCAUACGAUGAGGCUCUCCCAGAGGAGCCAGCGCUGAAUCGGCUUCUGGAAAGCAUGAAGCUUUUCUCCUCUGUCUGCAACAACGUGUUCUUCCAAAGCACUUCCCUGAUCUUGUUUCUGAAUAAAAUCGACCUUCUCCAAGAGAAAAUCCUGCACCUGGGCAGGCACCUGCGUCUCUUCUUUCCUCAGUACACAGGUGCAGACUGUGAUGUGGGUGCUGCAGCCCGAUUUAUCGCCAGCCUCUUCCUGUCGUGCAAUGAGACCCCCCAGAAACUGAUCUACCACCACUUCACCACCGCCACAGACACACACAGUGUGCAGGGCGUAUUCCACAUGGUGAUGGACACCAUCAUCCAGGAAAACCUGGAGGCAGCAGCUCUGCUGUGAAGUGCAGGCAGGUGCGGCUGGGGGGAGGCUUGCUGCUAGAGUUCAAGUGAGAUGCCGUAUGCUACAGAUGGACAUAUGAUGGCGUCAAAGGACCUGCCUGGCUCCUGGCACCAUCAUCCCUAAGCCUUCUGUUCUUCUGGGACUAACUCCUUCCACUUGGCUCCAUGUGGGAUAAGGACCUCUCCCCCAUUCCCCCACAGGUUGAGGUGGCACUACCCCCAUGCAUGGUGACUCUAAUCCCUAAGGGGCAGGGCUGAGGUGGGGUUGUACAUGUGCUUUGAAUCUCCCAUUUUCCUCUGCACUGGGCCCUGCCCCAUGACAGCAGCUCCUGCCCCCAGCCUGUGCUGUGUCCUGACAGUGCUCAGGUUAAAGACAGAGGGGAGGUGGGUGCUACCUCUGAGUGGCCUGGCCUGGCGCCUUUCAAUAGCCCCACACUGAACCGGUUGGGGCUAAGCAGUGCUGGGGGCAGGCUCUCUGCAGGAGCCGUUGGAGCCUCCAACUUCAAACCACGGGCUAGCCUCUCCCUGAGCCCCUGGGGCAGCCCUAGCUAGGGAUGGUCAGGGGGCCCAGCAGAGGCUCUGUCCCACACUCUUCACCCCGUCUCAGUUAAUUGGGCUGGGGUGGAAGCCCCCCCUGCCCACAGGAGCCUGCUGCCUUCUCCCAGCCUUCAGGGGGGAGGAGACCUGGAUCCAGACCCCUUGUGAGUGACUCUGAGCUCCCUGCCACUGCUGUGAGAUGUAAAUAAAGGCUGUUUCCACCCCC
Molecule: messenger RNA, 3352 nt
Organism: Chrysemys picta bellii (western painted turtle)
Lineage: Eukaryota; Metazoa; Chordata; Testudines; Emydidae
Product: guanine nucleotide-binding protein G(o) subunit alpha-like
Biological process (GO): adenylate cyclase-modulating G protein-coupled receptor signaling pathway
Cellular component (GO): heterotrimeric G-protein complex
Molecular function (GO): GTPase activity; G-protein beta/gamma-subunit complex binding; G protein-coupled receptor binding
Source: RefSeq, a predicted model, not a curated record